This is a messenger RNA of Prunus armeniaca (apricot), 336 nucleotides long. NCBI's taxonomy places the organism in Eukaryota, Viridiplantae, Streptophyta, Magnoliopsida, Rosales, Rosaceae. The record is from the annotation of a GenBank genome assembly.
AUGACACUAGGGGAUAUUAAAUGGAGUCUUCCACAACUGAGUGCAAAGCUUCACCGUCUAAAGAACAACCAGAUAAAGAUAAAAAGCACUAAAGUUCAAGAGGAGAAUGAUGUUGCUGAAGAAGUGAUUGAAAAGCAUGAUGAUGCUGUUGAAGAAGAAAAUGAAGAGGAGGAUGAUGUCUUUGUUAUCACACUUAAAAAUUGGGACAACGUCUUGGUUCUUUUGAUACCCAUGUCGUCGCUCGGGGUGGCCGGAGGAGGAGAUGGCAGCUCAAAAACUGGUCGGAUGAACAGUAACAAAAGGGAUGGGUUGCUGUUCUGGAAUUUUGGGGGAUGA